Messenger RNA from Aspergillus clavatus NRRL 1, 345 nucleotides. Its product is annotated as ubiquitin-like protein ATG12. Gene Ontology annotation, cellular component: phagophore assembly site membrane; cytoplasm; Atg12-Atg5-Atg16 complex. The transcript has 3 exons. The coding region runs from base 1 to 345 and encodes 114 amino acids. Gene Ontology annotation, biological process: autophagy of mitochondrion; C-terminal protein lipidation; autophagosome assembly. NCBI's taxonomy places the organism in Eukaryota, Fungi, Ascomycota, Eurotiomycetes, Eurotiales, Aspergillaceae. The record is from RefSeq and is a predicted model, not a curated record.
AUGUCCGCGUCGGUGGUGCUGAGUAGCCUUCCGCGGGAUGCCCAUCGAGCGCUGGCCGAUGCUGAGGCUGUUGAUACAGGAAAGGUCACAGUUCGUUUUCAGCCUCUUCCUUCCGCGCCUAUUCUGAAAAAUCGCGUGUUCAAGAUCAGUGCGUCUCAGAAAUUCGAGACAGUCGUCAAAUUCCUCAGGAAAAAACUAGAUUGCAAAGAUACGGAUUCCGUCUUCUGCUAUGUCAACAGCGUCUUUGCCCCUGGGCUAGAUGAAGGCGUUGGUGGUCUUUGGAGAUGUUUCAAGGUUGAUGAUCAACUGAUCGUUUCCUAUUCCAUGACACCAGCCUUUGGCUAA